AUGAGCACUACUAACCCUUUUGUCUACAUUGGGUUCUUCCGAACCUAUCGUGAACCUGAUUAUAAUAGGGAUCCUACCCGGCCUCCCGUUGAGCUCUAUGGUGCAGAUUCCAUUUACAAUACCUUAAUGACCAGCUUCAUCAGGAAAAGUCAGCUCGAAUUGAUCGCAUUUACCGCCCAAGAACUUUGCAAAAACGUCAAGCCCAAAGUUAUUACCAAGAUCACAGAAAAGAUUGGGACCAUAUACUUCCUCGACCCGGGAAACGGCGUUGCUACCUUCCUCGUCACAUCCGCUGAGUAUGAGAAUCUCCCUAUCAAUAGGUCGGACACCGGCCCUAAUCGUCAGGACACAGCGGCGGAGACUAUAGUAAAAUAUGUCCGUCGGAAGCUGGAGAGCAAGAUAGGCGUCGAUUUCGCUCUGACACUGAAAUCGAGAGAAGAGGUUGACCCGAAGGAUUCCAAGAGACGAGAGGAAGUUAUUGCCCUGGCAAAGAACGAAUUGAAUGCGUAUCUUACUCGCGCAAACCAGGAACCUAAUAACGUUCGAAGAAUCACCCUGGAUGAUCGGAUUACGGAAAUCCAGGAUCAGCUCGAUGAUGUAAAGAGAGUGAUGCACAGGACAAUCGACGAGGCUUUGAGGAAGGGAGAGAAGCUGGAUAGUCUGAUCGCCAAGAGUGAUAAUUUGAGCAUGCAGAGCAGAGCAUUUGCUGCUCAGGCAAAGAAGCAGAACUCGUGUUGUGUGGUGAUGUAG
Blastomyces dermatitidis ER-3 is the source of this 750-nucleotide messenger RNA. Its product is annotated as palmitoyltransferase YKT6. Bases 1 to 750 code for a protein of 249 amino acids. NCBI's taxonomy places the organism in Eukaryota, Fungi, Ascomycota, Eurotiomycetes, Onygenales, Ajellomycetaceae. The transcript is spliced from 3 exons. Gene Ontology annotation, molecular function: SNAP receptor activity. Gene Ontology annotation, cellular component: Golgi apparatus. The record is from RefSeq and is a predicted model, not a curated record. Gene Ontology annotation, biological process: endoplasmic reticulum to Golgi vesicle-mediated transport.